CUCUUUUACAACAAUGUCGAACUCUUUACUCUCUUUCUUCAAUAAGAAGUCAUUAGACGACACAAUGAAACUCAGGGAGCCUGGCGUCAAAAAUGCUAUAUAUAGAGAUGAGUUGAGUAAGAAGCCAAUUUCAAAUUACAGGCAAAAGAUUAACUGCAGUUACUUGGAAAGUUCGGAACCACUGCUCAGCAAGAGGGAAGAAAAAGAAGAUGGGAAAGGAGUAGUGGUGAUGAGAGUAAAAGUUAAGAUGACAAAGCAAGAAGCAGCUCGAAUGCUUUCCAGGUGCAAAAAUGGAGGGGUUCUUGAAUUCAAGGAUGUGGCAAAUGAGCUCACAAAGAUUCCAAUCAAUCGUGUUACCCUUGAUCAGUCCCCUGCUUGUACUAGCAGUGCUGCAGGUCCGGUUUUGAAGAGCAUCCCUGAAGAAUAUUGAGAUCGGAGUUCCGUUGCAGCUUCCAUUAUUAGGAAGAAUACUAUUAGCUAGCACUAAUUCUUUUCCCUCCAUCACAAAAUAGCAAAUAUAUUAGCAGGGGAGUAUAUACUUGAGAUGUUUUGUAAUAGACAUUUUCUUAAAAUUUGAAUUCGGAUAUUCGUUGUUGGUUGACAUUUAAAUUAAGCUUAUACUGAUUAAAGGAGCA
Messenger RNA from Rosa rugosa (rugosa rose), 635 nucleotides. RefSeq lists its product as uncharacterized. The transcript has a single exon. The record is from RefSeq and is a predicted model, not a curated record. Lineage: Eukaryota; Viridiplantae; Streptophyta; Magnoliopsida; Rosales; Rosaceae. Bases 14 to 430 code for a protein of 138 amino acids.